GUCUUGUUUCGCUUUUGUGGAAUUUUGAAAGACACCACUGCACUUUCUCCUCAGACCAAAAUAGACCAAGUCUGGCAUCUAAAGCUGGUAGACAGAUUUGGCCCAGGGCCCAGAGUUAUGGAACUUCAUUCAGUCAGCUGAACAGUGAAUACCUCAACCUGAAAUACAGUCUUUUCGCUUGGAACUUCAACAUGACAACCCUUGUGCAUUUGGUGAAUGAUGGAGCAAGUUUUUUCAGCUUGAAUGAAGUUUAGUACCUACUAGAAGGAACAGUUUGUUUCAUUGUCUUGGUCCCAAAUCCCAAACCCUGCAGCUUCUAAACAGUGGCGAUUUGAUUCAACUUCAUCCCUCCAGUUACCUGGUGGUGGCAGAUGAUCCUUCCCUGGUUCCAUAGUUUAAUGCUUGCUUUCCGGUUUCCUUUUCCAGACUGUGGAGUCACAUAUUUAAAAAAAAGAAUGGCGACAGUGCUGAUCCAGGGUGCCUCGCGCGGUCUGGGGCUCCAGUUUGCUCGUGCGUUGGCCGCGCGGGACUCUGUGACCACUGUGCUGGCCACGUGCCGGCGCCCGGAGCAGGCUGAGGAGCUGCGCUCGCUGCCCAAGGUGCAGGUGCUGCCGCUGGACGUCACCAGUGAGACGAGCGUGGCGGCGGCGGCCCAGCAGGCGGCGGCGGCCACUGCCGGACUCGACCUGCUCGUCAACUGCAGCGCCAUUCUGCACCCCAGCGGCCGCGGCGAGACCAGUCUGCGGGACGUGAGUCUGGCCGGCCUGCAGGAGACGUUCAACACCAACACGUUCGGCCCGCUACUGGUGGCCAAACACUUUGCGCCGCUGCUGCAGGCGGGUUCAGGCGCGCUGGGAGUCCAGUCGGAGGACGCCAAGCAGCGGCACGCCGCCGUGCUAGUCAACAUGACGGCAAAGGUCGGCUCCACGACCGAAAACGUUCUCGGUGGCUGGUACAGCUAUCGCAUGUCUAAGGCUGCCCUCAACAUGGCGACCAAGAACCUCAGCAUCGAACUGGGACGGGGACGGAAGAAGGUGCUGUGUGUCGGUCUCCAUCCUGGCACGGUGGAUACGGACCUGUCUCGGCCCUACCACAAGAACGUGCCGGCCGGCCAGCUGCUGUCGCCGGAGCGGUCCGUGUCCCACCUGCUGGCCAUCGUGGACCGGCUGACGGUGGCAGACUCCGGCCGGGUGUUCGUCUGGAGUGGGGAGCCGCUGGCAUUCUAAGCACGCUGAGCGAAUGACGGCGACACUUUUCGGGCCGGACGCUGCUGUGUGUGCUGUUUGAUGUGCUGCGUUCAUGGACGUAGAUGAAGCAUGUGAGUGGAUGAACGCUAGCGAGCCGUGCAAUACAGUGAUGUGUAGGGAAGAUACAGACUAAAAGGAGCUGCUUUUUUUGCGCAGGAAAACACAUAAACUUGUAGCAUCGAUCAAUGUGCCGCGAAGAUAGCUCCAACAAUGCAAUGACGAGUUAUUCCUCGUCUCGUCACUUGUUUGAUUUACCGUUAUUUCGUAUUGGAUUUUUAUAUCUAUUUUAUUUCUCAUAUACACGUAUUCUAUUCACUGAUGCGAAUGUUGCUUUUGUGACUUGCAAAAUGCCAUAUCUCUGUGCAUCUUCAUCGACCAUACGUUGUACAACUGGCUGUCAAGAUGGACUCGUACGCAAUAUUGAAACUACUGUGUAGUGCUCCAUGGUUGCUGUGUAAAAUAGCAAAGACUAUUAAUCA
Amphibalanus amphitrite is the source of this 1726-nucleotide messenger RNA. RefSeq names its product C-factor-like. The transcript has 4 exons. The coding region runs from base 372 to 1226 and encodes 284 amino acids. The record is from RefSeq and is a predicted model, not a curated record. Lineage: Eukaryota; Metazoa; Arthropoda; Thecostraca; Balanomorpha; Balanidae.